UUGUAAGCGCGUUUGACAUAUGUUUGCGUUACCGCAAUGCUUAGGCCAUUAGGUGGAUGGGUUUGACAUCCACUGAUACAAGGUAUGCCAGAAAAACGUAAUUAUCGAACUAUUCGCAUUAGUCGUUUACAACUGAAACAAUGGUCAUCAUAUCUUGCUAUUGUAUUCACGCUUUUAUCGUUUAUUUUCAUCUCCACCGGUAUAUGGCUUCUUGAAAAUACUCGAGUUGAAUCUGAAAUAAUCGGUAGACGAUAUUAUUAUGAAGGUGGAAUUCUGUUUGUCACCAUUGGGAUAUUACUAUUAUUUUCGCUUAUAUGUCAAGCUUUUAUUAUACACUUAGUGUUUAUCUCUAAAAAGCCUUGGCGAUUCACUGAAACUAAAGUGAAGAGAGCAGUUACAUUGUAUUUAGUUUUUCUGUUUAUCAUAGCAGCUCCUCAUGUUUAUUGUCUGUAUCAUUUGAAGACAAUUAGGACAAAAUUAGUAUGGUCAAUUAAAGAGCAAACUGAAGAGGUUCUAGUUAAUUUAUAUGGAUUUCAACCAGAAUUUACAUCAGCUUGGGAUCAUUUACAAUCUCAAAGUGAAUGUUGUGGAUUUUCGGGUCCUCAUAUCUAUGCUUCUUCAAAAUGGAGAUACAGUCAUCCAAAUUCCUCUACCUUAGUUGUUUUGGUACCGGAUUCUUGUCGUACACUUGUGAGUUUAGAAGAACAAGUACUUCAAGACUUGAAAACAAAGUCUGAUAAUGAUGAAUCUGGUCAAGUGACUUUUCAAAAGGGGUGCUCAGAAUUUCUUUACUCUCACAUAGAAUCUGUCCUAACUGGUGCCUUUGUAGUACCGGUUGUUUCCCUUGUGAUUGUAGUUUUCUCAUUUAUCCUUGGAUUUGUUUUGUGUAAUUUCAUUGAAAUCGGAGAACAUAUAUGAAUGAUGAACAACAAUAUGUUAGUGUAAUCCUAUAAUAUAUAACUUUAUAUUAUUGAUCUCAUUACAAUAAAAUAAAGUGAAUCUCUCUCUCUAUUUCUUUUUCAAUUUUGCACCAUGAUUGAUUUUGUGUUUUACAUGCCUCCUUUUGUGUGUGUGUAUGUGUGUGUGUGUGUGUAUUUCUCUCUUCUUAUCCUAGUCGACCUUUCUUUUUAUACAAAAAAAAAAAACUUUUUUCUUUCUCCCAGUUCUAAAUGAUCAGAAUUAUAAAGUGUCAACAUUCUUCUAGCAAACUAACUUACUUCUCAUUUCGCUCAGUUAAUUAUGCUUACACAUCAAAUUUUUAUUUAUAUAUUAGAGUUAAAUAAAAAGUGUACUAGUU
Heterobilharzia americana is the source of this 1297-nucleotide messenger RNA. The record is from the annotation of a GenBank genome assembly. Lineage: Eukaryota; Metazoa; Platyhelminthes; Trematoda; Strigeidida; Schistosomatidae.